[Candida] anglica is the source of this 976-nucleotide messenger RNA. Lineage: Eukaryota; Fungi; Ascomycota; Pichiomycetes; Serinales; Debaryomycetaceae. The record is from the annotation of a GenBank genome assembly.
UAAUUUUUUUUCUUUCUCUUCUCCUUUCUUAUAACCAUCUGCCCCUACUUAAUAGAAUAUAUUCAAGAUGGAUUUAGUGAAUCACCUUACCGAUCGUUUAUUAUUUGCUGUCCCAAAGAAGGGACGUUUAUAUGAAAAAUGUUGUCAACUUCUUAAUGGUGCUGAUAUUCAAUUCAGACGUUCAAACAGAUUAGACAUUGCUCUUUCCACAAACUUACCUAUUGCCUUGAUUUUCCUCCCAGCCGCUGAUAUCCCAGUCUUUGUUGGUGAAGGUAAUUGUGAUCUUGGUAUCACUGGUCUUGAUCAAAUCAAGGAAGCUGAUAUGUUUGAAUCUAUCGAAGAUCUUCUCGAUCUUCAAUUUGGCUCUUGUAAGUUGCAAAUCCAAGUCCCUGCUGAAGGUGACAUUACAUCUGCUGAACAACUUGUUGGAAAGAAGAUUGUCAGUUCAUUCACCAAACUUGCUACCGAUUACUUUAGUGAGUUGGAAGGAAACGUUGCCAAGCCAACCACCAGUAUCAGAUAUGUUGGUGGUUCCGUUGAAGCUUCAUGUGCUCUUGGAGUUGCUGAUGCUAUUGUUGAUUUGGUUGAAAGUGGUGAAACCAUGAAGGCUGCUGGUUUGAAGCCUCUUGAAACUAUCUUAGAAACCUCUGCCCACCUUAUCUCAUCAAAGAAGCCAAGAUAUCCUGAAUUAGUUGAAAAGAUCCACCAAAGAUUUGAAGGGAUUUUGGCUGCUAAAAAAUACGUUUUGUGCAACUACAAUGCUGCAAGAUCUAUCUUACCAACUGUCUUGACCAUUACUCCAGGUAGACGUUCUGCCACUGUUUCUCCUUUAGAAAAGAAGGAAGGUGAAGACGAAGAAUGGAUUGCUGUUUCGUCCAUGGUGGAAAAGAAGAAGAUUGGUGAUAUUAUGGAUGAAUUAAAGAAGGCUGGAGCAACUGACAUUUUAGUCUUUGAAAUUAACAAUUGUCGUGUGUAA